Emericellopsis atlantica is the source of this 2036-nucleotide messenger RNA. Its product is annotated as general substrate transporter. The record is from RefSeq and is a predicted model, not a curated record. Gene Ontology annotation, cellular component: membrane. The coding region runs from base 205 to 1851 and encodes 548 amino acids. The transcript is spliced from 4 exons. Gene Ontology annotation, molecular function: carbohydrate:proton symporter activity. NCBI's taxonomy places the organism in Eukaryota, Fungi, Ascomycota, Sordariomycetes, Hypocreales, Bionectriaceae. Gene Ontology annotation, biological process: carbohydrate transport; transmembrane transport.
CGGUGGGGUGCAUCGGGCCCUGGCAGCUCGAGUGAGCAGUCAUACCGUUUCAGAUAAACAUACAUAUCCCUGGAUACUCCCUUGGUCUUGCCUGCGGAUCGUCGUGCUCCUCGCGUUCAUUCAUGUUCUCCUUCACGAACACUGGAGUGACUUAACCGCCGAUCACUUGAAGGGUCUAAUAGCAUUGGCUUCCCAUUGCCGCCGAUGGCUGUCAAGGAGAGACUGUAUCCGGUGCAGCGCAUCGAGUCGCUCCCAGACGACGAUGGGAAAUAUCUGGACACCGUCAUUGUCGACGGCAACGAGGCCUUUGAGGAAGCCUUCUUGAAGGAACCGCCUCGAAGAUUCGCAAGCGGACAGCUGUGGCUCUUUGCCUUCUCUGCCAUCGGUUUCCUAUGCAGCACCAUGAAUGGCUAUGACGGCUCGCUCAUCAACAAUUUGCUCCAGAACCCUUGGUUCAAAGAAAAGUAUGGGGUCCAGAACGAUGGCCUGUGGGCUGGCAUCGUCUCGUCCAUGUACCAAAUCGGCGGCAUCGUCGCCCUACCGUUUGUCAGUCCCUGCGUGGACGGCUUUGGUCGAAGGGUAGGCAUGCUGAUCGGUGCUGGCCUGGUCGUCGUUGGCACUGUCAUUCAGGGCUUUUCGCACGCUCCCCCUCAGUUCAUGGGUGGUCGCUUCCUUCUCGGUUUUGGCGUCGCGAUUGCAUCGGCGGCUGGGCCAAUGUACGUUAUCGAGAUCAACCAUCCCGCGUACCGCGGUGUGCUUGGAGCCAUGUAUAACACCCUUUGGUUCAGCGGCUCCAUCAUGGCCGCUGGCGCAUCGCGCGGCGCCCUGAACACCGGAGGCGAUUACUCCUGGCGUCUUAUUACUUGGCUCCAAGCCCUGUUCAGUGGCAUCAUCGUCUUGUCCUGCAUGUGGAUGCCCGAGUCGCCACGCUGGCUGUACGUCAACAACAAGAAGGACAAGGCCAGGGAGAUCCUCACGCGGUAUCACGGCCACGGCGACCCACGAUCGCCAUGGGUAGCCCUCCAGCUGCAUGAAUACCAAGAGCUGCUCAACAUGGAUGGCGCCGACAAGCGCUGGUGGGACUACCGUGUUCUCUUCAACACGGGCGCCGCCCGCUACAGACUUCUCUGCAGCAUCUCCAUGUCAAUCUUUGGGCAAUGGGCAGGGAACUCUGUCUUGAGCUACUUCCUUUCGUCUGUCCUCGACACUGCUGGCUACGAGAAUGAGAUUGAACAAGCCAACAUCACCCUCAUCAACAAUUGCCAGCAGUUCGCCUUUGCCAUCCUCGGCGCCACACUGGUUGACAGGAUCGGUCGCCGACCAUUGCUCCUCUUCUCCUUCUCAGCGUGCACAAUUGUCUGGCUUGGGAUGACAAUCGCGUCGUCACAGUUCCAGGCCUCCUAUAUGGGGGACGAUGCGGAUGGCAAGGCCUUGUACGGCAAUCACGCAGCGUCCAAGGCCGCGUUGGCCAUGAUCUUUGUGUUUGGCGCCGUCUAUUCCGUUGGCAUCACGCCUCUGCAAGCCUUGUAUCCAUGUGAGGUCCUGUCGUUUGAGAUGCGCGCAAAGGGAAUGGCCUUUUCGAAUCUCGCUGUCAAUGCCGCGGGCAUGCUAAACCAAUAUGCCUGGCCCGUUUCCAUGGACAAGAUUGGGUGGAAGACGUACAUUGUCUUUACAAUCUGGGACGCUGUUCAGGUGAUGGUCGUAUAUCUACUCCUCCCCGAGACCAAAGGCCGCACUCUUGAAGAACUGGACGAAAUCUUUGAGGCAGACAGGCCUGUCAAGAUGUCGACGGCGAGGAAGGAACUUGCAUUCACCCGUGCUGGCGAUGUUAUUGAGAUCAAGGGCGUUUAAAAAAAAGGCUUGUCACAGAUCAUGACAGGCUUUGGCCACACCACAACCUAUCCAUUCUUUAUUGUAGGGGUAGUUUUCAUAUAUCAAUAGCGUUGUUAUUCUAGCAGUAAAAACUCCUACCUUUUCUCAGUGCGACAAUUGAACAAUAGGACAUUGAAUGGUUUCUUGGAAGCAAAACGAAAAAA